This is a messenger RNA of Aspergillus fijiensis CBS 313.89, 1257 nucleotides long. RefSeq lists its product as uncharacterized. Gene Ontology annotation, cellular component: Golgi membrane. Gene Ontology annotation, biological process: GPI anchor biosynthetic process. Gene Ontology annotation, molecular function: glycosyltransferase activity. The record is from RefSeq and is a predicted model, not a curated record. Lineage: Eukaryota; Fungi; Ascomycota; Eurotiomycetes; Eurotiales; Aspergillaceae. The transcript is spliced from 3 exons. Bases 1 to 1257 code for a protein of 418 amino acids.
AUGCAGAUCCUCCAACCUACCCUGAAGUCCCUCUCACUUCGAAAACUCCGACGAUCCAACGCCAUCAAAGUCCUCCUGGUCAGCGCACUCCUCUGGUCGAUUGCCUACACCUACUGUCGAACUCGGUUCUGGCGAGAUCCUCAUUCGGCCUUCUUCAAUGACCGCCAUGUCUACGAAUGGAGAUACAGUCUCUACCGGGAACACGAGGCCCGGCGCCUGAUCACCAACCACAACACCCUUGCAGAGAACUUCACCUCCUACACAGGAGCAGGAUCGAACCCGCUGGUCUGCGCAGCCUUCCUGACCCGCCGUGCUCUCUUCCUCAACAUCAUCUUCGUAGACACGGAUCCCAGCCAGCAUCCGAGCUGGGGACAGAACUGGAUGCAUCGAUUAGCGAAUCACGUUGGAUCAUACCAGAACAUCUCCCUGGAACAGUUUCACCACCUGCAGGAAUUGGAAAAGGCGCGGAACUUCUAUGAGAAGGGAGUGUUUGACUAUAUCCACGCGCUCGCGGCCUGCAUGGCCACUAAUGCAACCUAUCUCACGAUGUUCGAAGACGAUAUCAUCGUAGCAGACGGCAGGAUGGCCAAGACCCUCAAUUGCCUGUCGGAGAUCGCUCAAAUCCAGGAGCUCGAACACAACAAUCAAAACAAACCGUGGGUCUACCUCCGGCUCUUCUUCACGGAGACUGCGCUGAGCUGGACCUCGGCGGACUUUGCCUACCGCAACAUGGGCUGGAUCUUCAUUGGGGCAUCGUUGUCACUGCUCGCCGCGCUCAUGGCCGUCCGCCGCUCCUACCCGGCCAGUCACGCCUACCUCGAUUACCCGGCCAUCGGUGCGAUCUCCUUCGUCAGCCUCCCGGCUCUGAUUGGACUGGUCUACAUGGUCGGCAAAUACAGUCUGAUGCCCCUGAGCGGCGUGGUGGAGAUGAACGCCCACGGCUGCUGUACCCAGGGGUUGGUUAUUCCUCGCGACCAGGUCGACGCGUUGAUCGCUCAUCUGAGCGAGGUGAAGGCCGGGCAGACGGACUCGAUUAUCGAAAAAUAUGCAGAUGCACAUGGUCUGACCCGGUAUGCUCUCGCGCCGCAGCAGCUGCAGCAUGUGGGUCUGAAGUCGAGUCGGGAUAAUCUCGAGAUCAAUACGCGGAGUACGUGGGCGUUCUGGUUUGAGGAGAACACGCCUGCGGAUUUGAGGAAAGAGCAUGAGGAUCUGCUACGUGAUAUUGAUGUUAGACGGCUCUUGGAUGGACAUAGUUGA